UGGGUGAAAUCCGACUUCUUGCUUUUUUGACGGUUCGUCACAUUUCACGUUGAAGUCGAGCGAAUACAAGCCUCCGUCCACAAACACACGGAUCAAACUGUUACCGACUGGUCGCCGUUCGGGAAUACAAGCCUCCGUCCACAAACACACGGAUCAAACUGUUACCGACUGGUCGCCGUUCGGGAAUACAAGCCUCCGUCCACAAACACACGGAUCAAACUGUUACCGACUGGUCGCCGUUCGGGAAUACAGGUAGAGACCGUAGCGUGGAUUUUAAAGAAAGAAAGAUAUUUUCUGGCGAGGAAACCGGGGAAUACAGAGAACGACAGAAAAGAAAACGAGGAAACCACCAAAAGGAAAUGCCAAUCGCAGCCACGGGUCAACUGACGACUCAGGAACCCUGUAUUUUCUCCCGACUGCCCUCCACCCCGGAGCCUGUACCAAAAGGGGGUAAUUUAUGUGACGUUGCGGGGGCAGUAGCCGAGUCGCAGGAGCGAACAGAAUACGGGGGCGCCGAGGGGGGCAGGGGAGGACUAGUAGCCAGCUACAGUCAGACCAGCGGCACUAGGGGAUUUCUGCCGCUUCGUUCUUCCAACUCCAACGGUUCUCCUCCGCAAUCCCCUCCCACGUCCUCCCCCUCGCCUCAUCUUUCUUCCAUCACCACCCCUAUCAAAUGGCCAUGGAGCCUCCCAGGACUCGAUCGCGUUCUCGGUCUGGAUUCUACCAGCAGUAUGGUGCGACCGGCCCCGGGAUUAAUGCCAACGGGGGAAACGGACCUAAUCACCACCAUCACCACAGCCAGCAGCAACAUCAUCAUCAACAACAGCAGCACAACUCUGGUUGCUCACCCCUUGGAGCUCACGGCCACCACACGGAGCAGCACAGCAUACGAGCCCUGGGAUCUAACGUCUCCCCCAGGCAGUCUGGACCGCCUGGAGCACAUCGCAUCUCACCCGCAGGAGCCGUAGGGGGGAGGAGCCAUCCUGACCAUGCCUGUGGAGAGGGUGACAAGAAUGAGGACAGCCCCAGUCCAAAGCGUCAGAGACUAUCUGGCCAAUCAGUGCUGGAUCUCUCCACGGUGGCCCCACCCUCCAACCCCUCUCCACCAAUGAGGCCGUGGGAGCUGCCCCACAGUCGCAGACCUCCCCCUAACCCCCACCCCCAUUACCACCAGGAGCGCUGCCAUACACCUGUCAGACACAGACACAGUCCUCCAGCGCGUCGCCCGCGUGGCCGUCUCUCCCGCACCCCCCGUCACCUCCCCCCUCCUCCUCCUCCCCCCCACCACCCCUCCCCUCCUCCCCCUCCAUCCGACUGGACCCCAGGACCAAAAGGACUCUCACCCCCCUCCUCCCCCUACGGCCAGCCCCAGCCCCUGCCGGUGGGGGCGUGGAGGAGCCUAUUAACAGGUUCCACCCCUGCCCUGUCUCCACGGUUACUGCACCCCGCUGUCCAUCAUUCUCAUCAAGCUGCUCACCACCACACACAGCAGCAAGGAGCCAUGGUCAUGGACCUUCAUGAACAGGCCUCAGUCCCAGUCUCCUAUACGGUGACUCCUGUCCCUUCUCAUCAUGGUCUUGUAGCUCCUCUGUAUACAGGACAGCACCUCCCUCCUGUCUGUUCUUCUCAACAACAGAUCCCAGCAUGCAGUGUGGUCUUCAGUACAGGACAACACUACCACCCUAUGCUGGGGGCGUGUUCGGUGCAGCAUUUACCUGUGCCCUACUCCUUUCCCUCCCUCCUCUCCAAUGAUCCUCCUUUCCUCCUCCCCCCUCCCCACCUCUCUCACCACCCCCCUCACCUCCCUCCACCUGGACAUUUCCUUCCCUUCCCGACACAACAGUCCAGAUCGCCGUUGCAGAGGAUAGAGAACGAGGUGGAGCUGCUUGGAGAGCACCUGUCUGUGGGAGGGGGGUUCAACUACCCUCAUGGACACCACCCCUCCUCCCUGCCCCCCUCCACCCCCCUCCAGUUCCUGUCUCAUCACGACUCCCUGUCACAGGAGCUGUUCGGAGUGCCGUACCCCCACUUCAUGCCUCGGCGAAUCACAGGGCGUCGUUACCGCUCCCAGCAGACCGUGCCCCCGCCCCCCUACCACCCAGGCUUCCUGCCUUACUUCCUGUGAGUACUUC
Molecule: messenger RNA, 2132 nt
Organism: Oncorhynchus keta (chum salmon)
Lineage: Eukaryota; Metazoa; Chordata; Actinopteri; Salmoniformes; Salmonidae
Product: E3 ubiquitin-protein ligase RNF38-like
Exons: 10
Coding region: 674-2125 (483 amino acids)
Source: RefSeq, a predicted model, not a curated record